CCUUCUGCGCCAGCACACGAGCAUACCGCAUAAUCGCCGCGACGCACCACACAACACCCGUUCGCUCGACUGCAUGCCUGACUAAUUCCACCUCCACCAUGGCGACUCUCGAAGUCCAGCCCGCCAACCCAUCAUCGCUUUUCAGCCCUCCCGACAGCCCUGCCACCCUUCUGGGCAGCGCCGUCAUGGCCCUCGCCGCCGCAAACGACUCGCCCGCACUGCCUCACCCGCCUGCGCUGAGCCUCUUCGAGCGGAUCGUCACAUCUCACCCCACGAUAUUGGAAAGCCUCCUCGCUCAACUGCCCACCGCCUCGCUGCUCGACCUCUACCACUCGUCGCGACACCUACGAGACUUUUUGGCAAACUACCCGCUGGCAUGGAAGACGCUGAGUUUCCGGGCGCCACAGCCCGCCGUCGCCGUCAACAAUCCCGAUGCCGACGCCGUCGACGGCCAGCGCGCUCCCAAACAGUACGCCCUUGACGCCCUGCUGAUCCAGGUCGUCGUUCCCUUUGGCACUCGCUUGACUAAUCUCGACCUCUGCAACACGACCGUGUCGGGAGUGCGGCUGGUGAGCCGCGUCCUGGAGCCCCGCGUGUCGACGAUCCAGCACCUGAGCGUCCGCGGCUGCAAAAACGUCUCGAUAAAAUACCACCUCGUGCCUUUUCUCGAACCCUACGUCCAGCCCAGCAGCCCAUGGGCCCGGAGGAGCGAUCUCGCGCUCAAAAGCCUAUACACAUACCGCUGCCGCCACCAUCGGAGGCGACCGUAUCUGCCGUCGAGCCUUAUGCGCAGGGAUUCUGAUUCGGAGCCGACACACCAACUGAUCGAGAUCUGCCACCAGCUGGAUAUUUGGACGGACACAACGUGGUGCACGACGCCGGGAGGCCGGUGCUUCAGGAGGAAGGACUACUAUUCUGGCCGCGCCGCGCCGGGCACAAACGAGGUCUGGGUGCCGUUUGACAGGCUAUGGCGCUCCGGGAACCGCAUCGGACCAAUCGAUUCAAACAAUCCGCCUUCCGAGUCGGACGGGAGGCUAUGGGAAGAUUCGGAGACUGGACACGAUGGAGAACCGCUCGGCACCAGCACCGGUUGGCCUUCCAAGGGCGAGGGCAAGGAUAUCCCGGCACACCUUCGCAGGAGCCAUAAGGCCUUUGUGGACGAUGUCAAGUGCGACCAAUGCGGAGACGCGAUUUUGGAGCGCUGCGAACAGUGCAGCAUCCGGAUGCAUUGCAUGGGGUGCCGCAAGACGCUCUGUGCCAGUUGCGCGUUCAACAGGCCGAUACCGCGGAAAAGACAGAAGACGCGAGGAUUUACGACACUGGCUUUUGGGAGCAACGGUGUCUUCGGCACGACUGGCCAAACUUCGAUUGCGCCGAGUUGGGAAGCAAAUCCCAAAGAAGAGCAGAAGAAGGAGCGAUUUUGGUGGGCGCCGGGCGCCACGAGAUCACCAAACCUCAUGUCUGAAAUCGCCUCGGAUGACGAAGACUCUGAUUCUGACGAACCCAACGGAACCCUUGCCGCCCCUCUGCCCAUUCAUGCCAACGCUGUAAACGCCCUCGCUCUCAACAACGGAAUUCACGGUUUCACCAAUCUACCACCAAGGCUCAACAUGCAUUGGUGUUGUGUGGAGCCGGUUUUCUCUGGAGGUGGUGGCAUUGUGGUUCUGGGACCCAGCGUAGGCGGCAAGGGCGCGGAUAGGAUACGCGCAACUCCUCUGCCCAAAGGCUGCAACUUUGAAGAUCCAGAUUUCACGUCCGUUUUCCGCUCGCCAGAUGUCGUGCGGGAUUUGAAGAACGCGAGCUUAUAUGACCACAUUUUGGGAGAAGACGUGGACGUUCUCCCCUACCUCCACCAGGAAAGCCUCGACCUGCAGGCCAACACGUGCCCGCGGAGCUUAUGCCAAGAAUGCUAUAGGACGUUCCGGUGGAAAGUGUCCUGUCGAGCUUGCAAGAAGCCAUUGUGCAAAGAGCACGACUUCCGCGCUCUCAAGGUGCGCAAGUGCGGCUUCCGGGAUCUCCACGUGGAAAGGGACUACGUGCGCAGCCAGCCCGCUGCGCCAGCCCCAUCGCAAGUGGAUGCUCUACACAUCCCUGCCUUUGUGCCUCCCGAGCUGCGCAAUCUUGAGCCGCCGGCCAUGGCGCAACAAGGCAGCACGGAUAGCCACGCCUCAUCCGAGCAAGCCACGCUCCAAGUGGGCGACGAAAACCCCAUGAUGGCCUCGACAUCAUCCCUUAUCAACCCGCACCUCCCCGCCCAUCCCUCUCCGCUCGCCCACUCCUCCCACCCCUCCCUUCACCCCCGCCCCCGCGCCCUCAGUUUCUCCGACUCCCGCCCUUCGCGUUCCUCAUCGCCCUGGCCUAAGCCGGGAGCUUCGUCCGCUACAUCUGCCAUCCAGGCCGCGGCCGCCGCCGCCCAGCGCGUCCGCACGCCCCUGCCCUUACCAUGCAACCCACGGCACCCUGUACAGUGGGAGGGCUGUGGAGCCUAUUUCUGUCAGCAGCUGCGACCCGUCGGUGACUGCCGGACGCGGUGCUUUGCGGCGCUACGGGAGUGCUUGGAGUGCAAGGUGCUAGUGUGUGAGAGCUGCCUGAACGCGAAUCCACCCUGCCCCUGCAACUACUGCAGCACAAACUACUACUGCCCCGUCUGCACGCACAAGCCCCGCAUCAAGGCGUUGUGUCGGCGCGACGCGGAGCGCGCGGCCGCGCGGGCCAAGGAGCUCGCGGAGCAGGAACGUGUGAGGCGUGAAGCGGAGGCGCUGCUGCGCGCGGAUGAGAUGGCGUUGCGGCUGGGCGAGUUUGUGCGUGGGUGGGAGGAGAAGGGCGGUGAUGAAGGUGACGGAGUGGGAGAUGCGAGGUGGGGGGAUGCUGCUGGGGCGGCCGGCCCAGCGGCCGCUGAUGCUGGUGCUGGUGCGCCGCCCCCCGCGGAUGACGACGAGAAGGCGGACAAUGUCGAGCAUGUCGAGUUCGCGGAGCCGGCGCCUGAGCUGGAGCCUCGGCCGGAAUCGCCAGAGGAAGAAGACGCGGCGGCGGCAGCAGCGGCAGCGGCGGUGCAAACGUCUGCUGCUGCUGCUGCUGCUGCUGCUGCUGCUGCUAUGGAGGAGGAAGAGGAGGAGGAAGACGAGGUGCCAGCGGCAGAAGCGGCGUCAGCAGCAGCACCGCCAGCAACAGCAGCACCACCAGCAGUAGGGCCUCUCUCCUCCGAGCCCCCCACCACUACCACGACUUCGUCGACUAAUGCCCCCACGGCCACCGCUCCCGCCACCAAUCCCUCAACGACAACACCAUCAACAACAACAGCAGCAACGACAACAGCAACAGCAACGUCGACACCCACCCCCGACGCCGCAGCCGCUUACGACGACUUCAAAGCCACGCUCUUGGCGCGCGUGCGCGCGCGCAGAGAGGCCCUGCGCGUUUCUUCGUCUUCUUUUCCGUCGUCUGCUGCCGCUGCUUCUAGCGCUGCUGGUGCUGCUCCCGGCGCUGGUGGCCAUAGCAGCGGCAGUGACAGCGGGGCUGCUGCUCCGGCGUCUGCUUCUGCGUCUACGGCUGCAUCUGCAUCUGCGUGUGCGCCGGCCCCGGCGGGAAAGAGCUCCUGCACGGCUGCGGCUGCCGAGGCCCCUGCCGAGCUUCUUCCCGUGGAUGCCGAUGCUGAUGCCGACGCCAGGGCCGCGGAAUGCGUCCAGGAGGAUGAGAUUGAGAGGGCUGUGGAGGCGGAGCUGAGGCGUGAGAUGGGUCUUGUGGAUGCCCAUGUGGAGGAGGAGCGCGUUAGGGACGCGGACCAGACGCACGGAGCAGGGAGUCCGCCUUCGGCGGCGGCUUCUGAGGAGGGCGAGGGCGAUGGUGAGGGUGAGAGGGAUGGUGACGGCGAUGGCGAGAACGAGAACGAGAACGAGAGCCAGAGGGGCGUUGGCGCCGCUUGAGUGAGUGGUGUGGAGUUGAGUUAAGUGUGCUGCUUAAGCUGGGUUGGGUUGGGUUGCAGCGUUGCAGUACUGCAUUGCAAUGCAGGACGAAGCAGAGCGAAGGAAAGCGGGGAGAGCAGAACGGCAUAUCGUUACACAUAUAUCGGACGGAGUGCGUGGGUUGAUGGGUGAAUGGACGGCGUGGGCAGAAACUAGGUGUUAUGGCGUUGGCAUUGGCGUUGGUGGGCCCGUGGCAGGGGAAUCGAUACUACCUAUCUAUCUACACCCCUUGGCUGGGUUCUUACAACCGUGUUUGUGUUGUUUGUUUGUUUUGGUUGCUUUUUUUGGCUUUGCUUUUGCAUAAUUUUUGGUUUUUGUAUUGCUGCUGCUUAUACUACUACUACUACUACUACUACUACUACUACUACUACUACUACUACUACUACUACUACUACUACUACUACUACUACUACUA
Aplosporella prunicola CBS 121167 is the source of this 4377-nucleotide messenger RNA. RefSeq lists its product as uncharacterized. The record is from RefSeq and is a predicted model, not a curated record. The transcript is spliced from 3 exons. The coding region runs from base 99 to 3923 and encodes 1274 amino acids. NCBI's taxonomy places the organism in Eukaryota, Fungi, Ascomycota, Dothideomycetes, Botryosphaeriales, Aplosporellaceae.